GCCGGUGGAGAGGCUGGUGUUGUCGUGGAAACGUAAUGGGCGUCGGCUGGCCAGUGGAGUGGGCGUGUUCGGGCGUCGCCUGACCCUCUCUAGCCCCUCCCUCUCAGACGGGGGCGUGUACGUGUGUGAGGCGUCGCUUCUCAACUCCACCACCAGACCCACCGAGGCCCGGGCCCAUCUCACUGUACUGGAGCCUCCGUACUUCACUGCUGAACCCAGACUGAAGAGUGUAGCAGCACUGGACAGGAACGUGGACUUACACUGUCAGGCCAAGGGAGUCCCCCCUGCCCGUAUAGAGUGGUAUAAAGACGCUGUGCCCGUAUCCAAGUUGGCCAACCCUCGCUACAAGGUUACUGCGGCAACGGGUCUGACUGUGCGGAGAGUCCAACCAGGAGAUGCCGGAAUGUUCCAAUGUUUCGCUCAGAACGCAGCCGGAGAGACACAAACACACACACAGCUGGUGGUCACAAGUGUCACCCCCUCCUUCUCCCUCCUCCCCUCUGACCUCACCGUUACCGACGGCAACUCGGCUGUGUUCACCUGCGAGACCACUGGAGCCCCCAAACCUGCUGUCAGUUGGAGGAGAGGUUCCCAGCUCCUGGCCAGUGGGACAGUCCAGAUUCCCAGGUUCACCCUGCUGGAGUCAGGUGGUCUGCUGGUUGAGCCAAUCAGCAUGGAAGAUUCUGGCGACUACACCUGUACUGCCGCUGGCGCAGACGGAUCCAUCAACGCUACGGCCACUCUCACUGUCUGGAUUCGUACAUUUAUCUCCGUCCCGCCGGUGGACCAGAGGGUCAUCAAGGGAACCACGGCAACCCUGGACUGUAACGCUACACACGACCCCAGGAUCAACAUCAGUUUCCAGUGGCAGCGUGGAGCAGUACCCCUCCAGCCCAGCGGGGGCAGAGUGUCUAUAUUGUCUGGUUCUCUGACCAUCAGCCAGACUUGGUCAGGCGACAUAGGAGACUAUACCUGCACUGUGACAUCACAGGCCGGGAACCAAUCACGCUCCGCACGCCUCGAAGUCAUUGAGCUCCCCCACUCCCCCAGGUCUCUGUCUGUGUCUCUGAAUGAUUCAGACAGCCGUUCAGUUCUUCUCUCCUGGGUCAGACCCUUCGAUGGAAACUCUCCUCUUCUACACUACAUACUGGAGCUGUCUGAAAACAACUCUCCAUGGAAGGUGUACACGUCGGAGGUGGGGCCUGCUGUGACACAGGUGUCGGCGGGCGGGCUCACCCCUGCCAGGACCUAUCAGUUCAGACUCUGUGCUGUCAAUCAAGUGGGCCGCGGCCAAUACAGCGGCGAGACACAGAGGACUAUUAACAACAUGAACAACAACAGAACACUGUACUGGACCCGCUGGUCUGGACCCGCUGAGCCUCCGUACUUCACUGCUGAACCCAGACUGAAGAGUGUAGCAGCACUGGACAGGAACGUGGACUUACACUGUCAGGCCAAGGGAGUCCCCCCUGCCCGUAUAGAGUGGUAUAAAGACGCUGUGCCCGUAUCCAAGUUGGCCAACCCUCGCUACAAGGUUACUGCGGCAACGGGUCUGACUGUGCGGAGAGUCCAACCAGGAGAUGCCGGAAUGUUCCAAUGUUUCGCUCGGAACGCAGCCGGAGAGACACAAACACACACACAGCUGGUGGUCACAAGUGUCACCCCCUCCUUCUCCCUCCUCCCCUCUGACCUCACCGUUACCGACGGCAACUCGGCUGUGUUCACCUGCGAGACCACUGGAGCCCCCAAACCUGCUGUCAGUUGGAGGAGAGGUUCCCAGCUCCUGGCCAGUGGGACAGUCCAGAUUCCCAGGUUCACCCUGCUGGAGUCAGGUGGUCUGCUGGUUGAGCCAAUCAGCAUGGAAGAUUCUGGCGACUACACCUGUACUGCCGCUGGCGCAGACGGAUCCAUCAACGCUACGGCCACUCUCACUGUCUGGAGGCCCCGCCGGUGGACCCUCAAGGGAACCAACUGGGACCCCAGGAGGGGAGGGUGUCUAAUGGUUAACAUGGUUCUGUAUCUCUGUAGUGUGGUGCAGUACCCCUCCAGCCCAGCGGGGGCAGAUGUCUUUUCCAGUGUGGUGCAGUACCCCUCCAGACCCCAGGGGCAGAGUGUCUCUAUGUUAACAUGGUUCAGUAUCUCUGUAGUUUCCAGUGUGGUGCAUUUCCAGUGGCAGCGUGGAGCAGUACCCCUCCAGCCCAGCGGGGGCAGAGUGUCUAUAUUGUCUGGUUCUCUGACCAUCAGCCAGACUUGGUCAGGCGACAUAGGAGACUAUACCUGCACUGUGACAUCACAGGCCGGGAACCAAUCACGCUCCGCACGCCUCGAAGUCAUUGAGCUCCCCCACUCCCCCAGGUCUCUGUCUGUGUCUCUGAAUGAUUCAGACAGCCGUUCAGUUCUUCUCUCCUGGGUCAGACCCUUCGAUGGAAACUCUCCUCUUCUACACUACAUACUGGAGCUGUCUGAAAACAACUCUCCAUGGAAGGUGUACACGUCGGAGGUGGGGCCUGCUGUGACACAGGUGUCGGCGGGCGGGCUCACCCCUGCCAGGACCUAUCAGUUCAGACUCUGUGCUGUCAAUCAAGUGGGCCGCGGCCAAUACAGCGGCGAGACACAGAGGUUGAUGCUGAGAGAGGAGGCUCCCAGCGCUCCUCCUAAGAACAUGGUGGCGUCGGGUCGUACCAACCAGUCUAUCAUGGUCCAGUGGCAGCCUCCCCCAGAACCACAGCACAAUGGACUGCUCCGAGGAUACAUCCUCAGGUAUCGUCUGGCAGGUCUACCAGGAGAGUACCAAGAGAAGAAUAUCUCUAGUCCAGAGACGAACUACUGUCUCCUAUCAGACCUCAUAAUCUGGACUCAGUAUCAGAUACAACUGGCUGCCUACACUGCUGCAGGCCUGGGAGAGUAUAGUACUGCUGUUACUGAGUACACACUACAGGGAGUCCCCACAGCGCCCCCUCAGGCUGUAGAGGUAACAGCAGUCAGCUCCUCAGCUAUCAGAUUCACCUGGAACCCUCCGCCUCAGCAGUUCAUCAACGGGAUCAACCAGGGAUACAAGUUGCUAGUCUGGCCAGAGCACUCCCCCGAGGCUGUAACCAUAGUGACCAUCACCCCCGACUACCCCGGUUCCCGCCUCACCGGAUUGGUUGUUGGACUAAGGAAGUUCACCUGGUAUCUAGGCUCCACCCUCUGCUUCACCACACCCGGCGAUGGACCCAAGAGCCCUCCCAUACUGCUACAGACACACGAAGACACUCCAGGUCCGGUGGGUCACUUGAGCUUCACUGAAAUCCUGGACACGUCUCUGAGGGUGAGCUGGGCAGAGCCUAAAGACAAGAACGGCAUCAUCACAGGUUAUGUGAUAUUGUGGUGUGUUUCUGGGUCAGCAUCGGGGUCAGGGUCGGAGGGCAAUGCGUCAUGUGAGGAGCGAGCUCUCUCUAACUCUACCCUGCAAUACAAGGUCACCAGCUUGACCUCUAUGACAUCAUACGCCCUGGAGGUCGCCGCCAUGACAGCGGCAGGAAGAGGCGUGGCCACCACCUCCACCAUCUCCUCUGGAGUUCCACCAGAGCUUCCUGGUGUGCCUUCUAACCUGGUCAUCUCCAACAUCAGCCCUCGCUCCGCCACACAGAACCAGAGGUUCCGAACCCCGGCAGCAGAAGGGAAGACAGAUGUCAUCUCCAAAUGGAAUACUAGGGGUGGAGAGAGGGAUGGGAAGGAGGAGGAGUGGAGAGUCGUGUAUGAGAGAGAGAACAGAGAGAAGCAGCCUGAUGUCGACUCAAUGGAAAUACCAGACCUCCUCCCCUUCACACUGUACAGGUUCCGAUUGCGCCAGGAGAACAUUGUGGGCUCCAGUCCCUCUAGCACCCCCUCCAGGAUGAUUCAGACACUGCAGUCGGCCCCCGACACACCCCCUAACAACCUCACCCUGGUUACAGCCACACAGACCAGCCUCACACUAUGCUGGGCGCCGUUACCGGUUUCUGAGUAUAAUGGUAGUCCAGAGACGGUGGGUUACCGGGUGUGUGUCCGGCGGGCAGACGGCCGGGGAGAAGAGAGGAUGGAGGAGGUGGCGGAGGUCAGAGGACAGGGGUCAGGGGUUAGUGGUCAGCAAAGCGAGACGAUGCUGGAGGGCCUGGCUGAAUGGACGGACUACCAGUUGAAGAUACAAGCCUUUAACUCCAUAGGAGCCGGACCAUGGAGUAACACACUGACCACACACACCAAGGAGUCAGUGCCGUCUGGCUGUCCAGUGAAUGUGAGUGUGGAGGCGGUGAGUUCUACCAGGAUUUUGGUCACAUGGUCUCCUGUUCCGGAGAUGCAGAGAAACGGACCCAUCCUAGGUUACAAGGUGUUGUACGCGGUGAAGGAUUGUGUAGACGCCCCCUCAGUGUGGUCAGUCCCAGGGGAGAGGAGUGUUUCUGUCCUCCUGGGGGAACUACUGAAAUACACAGUCUACCAGAUACAGCUGGUAGCAUUCACACAGCUGGGAGACGGACCACCGAGCCCCAGAACACUACACAGGACCAAGGACGAUGUUCCAGGUCCUCCAGUGAGGCUGUUGUUUCCAGAGGUUCGUCUGACGUCUGUCAGGGUGGUGUGGCAGCCGCCUACUGACCCCAACGGGAUUAUCAUGGGUUAUCAGAUAGCGUACCGUCUGGAUGCCGGCGACCCCAUGCGGUUCACUACGGUGGAGGUGGGGUCGACCGCGCGUCAGUUUACAGUCAGCGGUUUGACCGGAGACCAGGCCUAUGUGUUCAAGUUGACCGCUAGGACCUCUCAGGGAUGGGGCAGAGCUGAGGAAGCUGUAGUUAUCACCACCGAACGCAGAGAGCGUCCCUCUCCCCCCAGGAAGUUGUCCGUCCCCCAGGGGGAGGUCCAAUCUCGUAGGCUCCGCCUCCACUGGGUUGCCGGGAUGACAGGCUCCUCCCCCCUACGGUACUACUGCCUGCAAACCAGAGAGCUUCCGACCGGAGACUGGACCAGUCACUCUGCUGAUAUACCACACAAUUACACAGCCUGGACCGUAGAGAGACUGAAACCCUUCACGUCGUACAAGCUGAGGAUGCUGGCAACCAACGAUGUAGGAGACAGCAACUACAGCAAAGAGACGGAGGCUGUUAUCACACUACAGGAUGUUCCCGAGGAGGCUCCAGUGAUAGUAUCAGUGAAACCCUCUACUACUACCUCUGUUCUGGUGCAGUGGCAGCGUCCCAGUGAGGAGAGCGUUAACGGGGUGCUGGUUGGCUACCGGCUGUACUACCGGGAACUCCCGGUAAACUCCACCCCUAGUACGGUACCCCUGGAAGACAUGGCCAACAACACCACCACACGUGGUGACAUCACAGCUCUGACCAGCUUUAAGACAGUGAGCAGUGCUUCAUUAACAGAAUUUGAGUUAACGCAGCUGAAGAAGUUUAAGUGUUAUGAGAUCGUCAUGACAACCUAUAACAUCGUAGGAGAGAGCCCACCCUCUGAGCCGGCCACUGUAUCAGUUGGAGAAGCAGCUCCCUCCUUGCCACCCCAGUCUAUCAGAGCGGUGCCUGUCUCUCCUACUGUACUGGAGGUGACCUGGGACCUCCCACCCCUACACACACAGAAUGGACUCAUCCAGGGUUACAAGAUCCACUACUGGCAGGGUGACAGACAGAACGAGACAGAGAAGGUGACGGUGGUGUUUGUUCCUGACACGCGUGUUCGUCUGGUCAACCUCACGUGUUACACGUCCUACCUCGUCACGCUGUCUGCCUUCAACGUGGCUGGAGACGGCCCGCCCAGCGAACCCCGGGGCGCCAAGACCCUACAGGCUGCCCCCAGCCAGCCCAGUUUCCUGUCGUUUUCGGAGGUGACAGGAUGGAGUGUCAACGUCUCCUGGGGGGCGCCCAGCGCUUCUAACGGGGUAGUGGAGGGGUACAGGGUGGUCUACCAACCCACACAGCCUGUACAGGGUGUGAGUCGGGUGGUGACGGUGGAGGUGAAGGGUAGCUGGCAGCGUUGGUUGAAGGUCAGAGACCUGACUAAAGGAGUAACCUACAGGUUCAGUGUCCAGGCCAGAACAGUCAGCUACGGACCUGCUGCCCACUGUAACGUCACCUCACAACCUCUACAGGGCACCCCUGGUUCGCCCAUGGAGAUGUCAGUCACCAAGUCCUCCUCGGCGCUGACCAUUCAUUGGUCGGAGGGAGACGCGGGGGCGGGACCUGUCAUAGGUUACAUCAUCGAGGCUCGUCCCUCAGAUGAAGGGAUGUGGGACUCGUUUGUCAGGCUCCUCCCCCCCAGCAGUAGGUCAGUAACCGUGGAGAUGGACCGUCUGAGGUCAGGGGUCGGAUAUGAGUUCCGUGUCAUCGCUGUCAAUCGCUACGGUUAUGGAGAACCUAGCACGCCGUCCACCGCGCUCGCUGGAAAGCAUGUGUCUACGGUGGAGGAGUCCGUAACCCUGGACAACGGAGGAUUCACAGCUCUGGAACUCAACAGCAGAACUCUGAACAACAAGAGCACCUUCCACAAGAAGAAUGGAACUAGGUCCCCUCCCAGGCCCAGUCCAGGCCUCCUCCACUACUCUGAUGAAGACCUGUGUGAUAACUACAACAAUGGAGCCAUCCUCACAGAGAGCACCACACUCACAGAGAAACCUGCUGACAUCUCAGAAUCUGAGGUAACAGACAGUGACUGUGAGGAUGAUCAUCAACCUAAACAUUCCUUUGUUAAUCACUACAUGUCAGAUCCCAGCUACUAUAACAGCUGGAAGAGACAAGCUAAAGGCCUGAAGGGGUUGAGUCUGGCGUCCGGCUACGAGGAGGAGUGUUCUGACGGGGCAGAGCCCUACUACCAGACCGUGGUCACACAGCACAGCACAGGGGGAGCGUACACACCCACUGGGCUGCCCGCGCACACACACACACUCCCACACACACUCCCACACACACACACUCACGCCAACCCCAAUACUAAUCCACCAGGCUCACGCACGCCCGUCACGGGGUUCUCGUCUUUUGUGUGACUCGUGCACACAUGCGCACACACACACACACGCGCGCUCACACACACACAGAGGGCGGAGCGGAGGAGGUUUGGAGCCCACUACUGUGGUAGGACAGAGGGAUGGAGGGAGAAGGAGGAAGAGGAGGAUGGGAGGAAGGAGGGAGAGGAGGAUGGAAUGAGAAGAGGAUGGGAGGAAGGAGGGAGAGGAGGAUGGAAUGAGAGCAGGAUGGGAGGA
Molecule: messenger RNA, 7216 nt
Organism: Oncorhynchus nerka (sockeye salmon)
Lineage: Eukaryota; Metazoa; Chordata; Actinopteri; Salmoniformes; Salmonidae
Product: protein sidekick-1-like
Biological process (GO): cell-cell adhesion
Molecular function (GO): protein binding
Source: RefSeq, a predicted model, not a curated record